AUGAUGCGAAAAAUAAUGAUUCCCUUGGUAGUCAUCUCCUUAUUUGGCUUCGCUUGCUGCGCCGAGUACUCGGACGAAUUUGCAAGGAUGUUGGUUCCUUUCAGUGCUGCAGCAUACACGGAUACUCCAUGGAAAUGUUUGGCGAAGUAUUAUCCGAACUCUGAGUUCCAACGUGAAAUAAAUGUACGUUGUGGUAAUCAUCGCUGUUCUGGAUUUACAGCUGUUCUUCACAACCACACGGCUAUUGUCGUCAGUUUCAGAGGAACAACACAUUUACUCCACCUUAUUGAAGAGUCAUUCAAAGUGGUCGUCGAAAAAAACGUUGAAUGGCCAUAUGGUGGAAUGGUUUCAAAGUAUUUCCGCGAUGCUUUUAUGGACAUUUGGUCGAGUGGAAUGGAACUGGAUGUAAAGUUAUUGAGAGCAAAGUUCCCGAACUACGAAGUUUGGCUUACCGGCCAUUCACUUGGAGGUGCGCUGGCCUCUCUUGCGGCUCAUUGGAUUGUUGGAAGUAAAAUAAUCGAUGGUAGCAAAAUAAAACUCGUAACAUUGGGUCAACCAAGGAUCGGUGACAAGAUGUUUGCAAGGAAUCACAGUGCUGCGAUUGACUACUCUUUCCGAAUCGUACAUUGGCGUGACGUUAUACCUCAGCUACCCUUGUACGACGAGAGACCAGGAGGCUAUUAUCACCAAAAUACUGAGAAAAUUCCAGAGGAGAUGAAACAAAAGAAACUUGUAUUAACAAAUACUGUGCUCAUUUCUCCUCUUUCAGUUUGA
Messenger RNA from Necator americanus (New World hookworm), 774 nucleotides. RefSeq lists its product as uncharacterized. The transcript has 8 exons. The coding region runs from base 1 to 774 and encodes 257 amino acids. Gene Ontology annotation, biological process: lipid metabolic process. NCBI's taxonomy places the organism in Eukaryota, Metazoa, Nematoda, Chromadorea, Rhabditida, Ancylostomatidae. The record is from RefSeq and is a predicted model, not a curated record.